AUGGUGUCCAACCAUCAUUUUACUCGUAUAGACACGGUCGAGCUGAAAGAGCAUAUCAUCCGGAAAAUUGGUCUUCAGAGAGCAGAGAAGUACUUUGACCUGCUCAACCGAUUUUUUGCCAUGAAGCUCAGCAAGUCCGAAUUCGACAGGAGCUGCAUUUGUGUGAUUGGCCGAGAGAAUCUCCCUCUCCACAACAACCUCAUCCGGUCCAUUCUCCAGAACGCGUGUCAGUCCAAAAUCCCCCCUCCUCAAAAACCGCUAAAAAAGCCUGAGAAUCUCGGGGUCAAAAUCGUAAAUGGCUACCAGAGGAAUUGUCUCCAGUCUCUUCAGUCCCCUCGCAAGUGCAGGUCUCCAGUCAGCCGGGACCGAAAGCUCCGGGACCGCCCGAGCCCAUUGGGCCCGUUGGGAAAAAGCCCAAGCCUGACGUGUGAGGAGACCUUCACGAGGACUCAGGAACAGCAGCAGCAGAGCGCGAACGAGCUGCACUCGAUCGGUAGCCGGCCGAUGGUUAUUGAAGAAGGCGAGGAAGUCGAACAGUUGAGCGAGAGCCUCGAUUUUCGGAGGUGGGGCCCACUCACCGCCCCUAUUGGUGUCUCGGUUAAUUCGGGUGGUGGACCCCACCGGAAGGAUAUUUCUUGCGGCGGGUAUACGUUUGAUGAUGAUUUACGUGAAAACUGUGAGAAUAUUGGGUUUUUGCCAGAUACGAAGUCUUUGAGGAGUCGAUUGCAGAAGAAGUUUGCUUCAGAGGGAAUUGGGAUUUCUUUAGAAUGUGCGAAUUUGUUGAAUAACGGCUUGGAUGCAUUCUUGAAGAGGCUUAUCAAGCCGUGUGCGGAGAUAGCUCUUUUGCAGGGGCAAUAUAGUCAUAGUAAGAAUUUUAAUAAUCAGAUGGUGGGAAGGCCGAGCCAUAUGAAAACCGUGAGCAUGCUGGAUUUUCGGGUUGCGAUGGAAUCGAAUCCUAGGGUUCUUGGGGAAGAUUGGCCUUUGCAGCUCGAGAGAAUUUGCCAUUACGCAUCGUGCUAG
Striga hermonthica is the source of this 1020-nucleotide messenger RNA. NCBI's taxonomy places the organism in Eukaryota, Viridiplantae, Streptophyta, Magnoliopsida, Lamiales, Orobanchaceae. The record is from the annotation of a GenBank genome assembly.